This is a messenger RNA of Lolium perenne, 435 nucleotides long. The record is from RefSeq and is a predicted model, not a curated record. NCBI's taxonomy places the organism in Eukaryota, Viridiplantae, Streptophyta, Magnoliopsida, Poales, Poaceae.
AUGCCUGUCACAGACGCAGAUGCCACAUCCACCGUGAACUUCAUCAGGUCGAUAGUCUGCAGAUUUGGGGUCCCCCAUAACAUCAUCACCGAUAACGGCUCCAACUUUACCGCCGAAGAGUUCCAGGACUACUACGAAGAACAAGGGAUUCGAGUUAGCUACGCAUCGGUGGCACACCCGCAAACCAAUGGACAGGUGGAGAGGGCCAAUGGCCUCGUCACCUGCGGAGUCAAGAAGCGACUAAUGACACCUCUCCAGAGGGCAGCCGAGGCGGUGCUACCAUCAGACGUCCGCCACAACGUGCCACGAGUUGCCUCUUACACAGAAGCCGACUCGGUGGCCGCACUCGAAGAUGAUGUCGUCGCACUCAACAAGGCAAGGGACAUCGCACUCGCCCGCUCAGCUGUCCCAGCAGAGCCUACGAAGCUACCAUAG